UAGAAAAUGCGGAUAAUUCUAUACGUUUCCUCAUACCGAUGAUUAUUCUGGCAUUGUGCUUUUUGCUCUUACUUGGCGUAAUCAUAUACCAGCGUCGCCUUCUUCUAAAUAGAAAAAACGAGUUUGAUGGCAAUAAAGAACCUAAGAUUGGCAACAAAUAUGUGAAUGAAGGGAACAGUGUAUACGAGACUCCAGAUGAUGUUAUUGAAAAAAUUGAGCGAAAUGAGGGUGCAUGUGGGAUGGCCAAAGGACAUGAAUCAUCGGAUUACAUGUCGUUAAAAGACAAAAGAGAACCAACAAACGUUUAUCAGGCAUUGCAACCCCAUGGCACGAAUGAUGGUCAAAGUCAUUCUAAGGUACGUAACGACCCUGAAAUGCGGAAGUUCAAGGAGCAUUCGUGAUUUAUCAUCUUUCGUCUAAGCUCAAAUCGCUUGAUAAAAGGCAAGAUGUCUUGGUUAUUUCAUCGAUGGUUAGUUUUAUGUGGUGUGUCACUAGUGGUGAUUAAAGGUUGUCGCUGUUUUUUUCUCAGACACACCAGUUCUGGAAAGUGUAUUGCAGCUGCAAAAGUCCCUUAUAGGGACAAUAGAUACGGGCGUGUAUAUUGGGCUGAGCUAUUGGAUUGCUUGGAUUUUAGUGCUCAAUUACGAUAUUUACGGGGUAAAGAGGUGUUGCACAACAUAGCGAGGAGCGGCUCGCUAUUGUUUGGCGAAGGCAGUAGCUUCAAACAACGCAUGGUCGCUUAUGACGCCAACCCGAUAGAGCUUCCAACUUGGGAAAGUGAUCCUCGACAUAGAAUGAGACAAAAUGCUGCUGGAUCUUUAUUUUUUUACGAUAGCAAGACUGACUCAUGUGCUCAGGCUGAUAAUAGUGAGAAAUUUAUCAUGCGGAAAAAGAAUGGGUGCAACGAUACGGAAGAACAACAAAAGUUCACUUUUGGUUCAGUGACGCAGUUUGGCAACAAAAUGAAAGAUGUUCAUUGUUCUCCAAUACAACGUAUGCUGAUCCGCAAAGCUCAUUAUGGUGAUUUCAAUAAUAGCGGGACAUUUAAUGCGAAUGCAGCUAUUGAUAUCCAGUGUAGUGGAUUGACAAGUUGUCAGGUAAAACCUCUUUGUGGUGGAAACAGAUCUUGUGAAUUGACCGUUGACAAUAAUUUACUGUCACCAUUUUGUUCUGAUACCACAAAACAACUUUACAUCGAGUACAUUUGUGUGGACAACUAUCCUAACCUUAUAACAACAGCGUCCAACAUAAGACUAUCAAAGUCACCCAACGAAGGUUUCAUUGAAGUGAAGAAUGACACAACGUGGAGAAAAAUUAUUGAGGAGAAUUGGGAUAAAGAUCGUCAAAAAAUGUUGUGUAAACACUUAGGAUUUAGCGAAACGAGCGCUAAUCCUAUUAGAACCAUGGAGAUAACUGCAAAUGAAGAAAUUGCAUCUGGAGAUUUGGUGUGUUAUAACACAGGAUCUGGUGGAACAUCCUGUUGUGUCCAUCUUGUUCCCUCUACAACCACUGCAAAGGUUGACAUAACAUAUGCUGAGUGUAAGAUUUGUGACAAUCAGUUACUAAACAAUGAAAGUACUUUUCCUGAUAACAUAUUUCGUGGCAAUGGAGGUAAUAGUUUUUACGAAGCAAGGUUUACUAAAGGUGGCUGGUGUUCCUCGACUUCUGGCUCAUAUCUCACCAUCGAUCUUCAAAAAGAAUAUCACAUAACACGAGUUUUAGUCAUAGGUGAUAAAGAUCAGACAAAGUGGAGUAGAUCAUAUUCACUGAAAUACAGUCAUAAUGAAAGUUUGGUGGAUAGCAGUCGUGUAGUACAGAUUUUAGGAAACACGAACGGUUAUCAAGCAUCGACUACAGACGUUGAUAUUUAUAAUGCGAGAUUUCUGAAGAUAGAAUCAACUGGAAACACAGACUUUUGUCUCAGAAUAGAACUGUGUGGACUGGCCCAAAAGCCAGUUUCUGUUUCGGACAUUCAAAUCACAACUUUCGAGAGAUCAGCUCGUGUGACUUGGAGUAUUGAGACCUCCCCAAAAGCCUCGAGUUACAUAACAAAGCUUGAAAUAUAUUUAAACGAUGACCACCGUGGAACAGUUUUCCGAGGAAAUUCUUACCAGUUUGAUAUCAGUAAUCUAACGCCAUUCACUAAUUAUACUGUUGGAAUUGAAGCCGUUGAUGGUUCUUCAGAGAGUAGCAGAAUAAAUACAGACUUUGAAACUAAAGAAGCAGUUCCUAGUGGUCCUCCACUGGAUGCAAAGUUUGAAUCUCGCGGUAAAACUACACUACAAUUAUCUUGGAUGGAUCCACGAUCGUAUCUGCAUAAUGGAAUACUGACUGGCUAUCAAGUUUGUUAUUCCUCCGAAACAAUAUCAACUAGUCCGAAAUGCAAUGAAACAAAAACGACAUUGUCUUUCACCAUCGAUGAUCUUCGACCUUCCACAAAGUACUUUGUAACUGUUGCGGCUGGUACAAGUGCUGGUUUUGGAAACAAGAGUGGAGAAAUCAAUAAAACGACAAAUGGAGAUCCUGUAAAACCUGUGGCAAACUCGUCUUCAAGCCUGAAUAUAAACCUCAGCAAACCAGACAAAUAUAUUCAAGACAUGAUUAUCAUCGUGCAAACUGCUGAGAACGUGCUCGAACCGGUGGAAGAAGUUAAAACAAGCGAUCUUAAACCUUAUCAGUCAAACACUCAAGAUGCUUACAUCACCGCUUAUUUGAAAACUGAUGUUCUCCCUUCAUCGUUUGUGAUCGGUGAUGGCAAAGAAUAUAACUCAAAAACCGUAACAUACGUUAACCAACCUCUUCAAACAAACUCAAGUUACAACGUGUUCUUAAGAUUCUUUGAAAGUCAGGGGUUCUUUUACUCGACAGAAUGGAGCGAGAGUGUCAAAACUAUGGCAAUUCCGCCAGCUCCAGUCAUCUCAAAAAUCACGCCUACUGGUCGUAAUGAGUACAAUAUUUCAUGGUAUCAACCCUCGUUGCCAGAUCAGCAAACUGUCUUGAAGUAUCAUGUCAACUACAGUGCUUCGAGUGAACCAACGAAACGGUCGACUGUCCCGAAAGAAAAUAAAUUUAUCAUUAUUGUUGUCGAUUAUGAUAAACAAUACACUAUUAACGUACGAGUUGAAACUGAGGCUGGACAAAGUGUGGCAACUUUGAAAUCAUGGUUGUCUCUUUCAAAGCCCUUGGAGAUCCCAAAGAGAUUGGAUGACGGUUACACAGUGAUAUUACGAAAACCAAAAGAGAAAAAUAUAAGAAUGGUCGCUCUUGUAUUGCUUCUGUCAGACUCCAGUGAACCUCCAGCACCAGAAUCCAUCAAGAUAAAAAGUUCAAUUCCUUCAGAAACGAAGACCGGGGACGCUUUUAUUGCUAAGGAGUUUACUAUUGGUGAUUUCCAAGGUGAUGAAAUAGAAAUACUCCUUAGAAAGUUUAAGGAAAACAGAAGAAGAAAAAGAGAAGCUGUUCAGGUUGAAGCAUUGAAGCCGAAGGUUAAAUAUAGAGCAACACAAAUGAAUACAGACGAGUUUGGGAAUCGCACCUGGUCAUACUGGAGUGAAGAAUUUGGUGCUGUCACAGCUCCUAGUGGACCGCCGCUGAAUGUCACCUUCAUAUCUCGUAGCAAGACCUCGCUGGGAAUUUCGUGGAAAGCUCCAGUUGAAAGUACACGAAAAAGUAAAUUUACAGGAUAUCGAGUUUGUUUCUUUACAAAUGAUACGUCUCCAGAAUGCCUCAUCCUUAAAAGCCCUAAAGUUUUUUCCCUUGCUCUCAAAAAUCUUCGACCUUCCACGAAAUACUUCGUAACAGUUUCGGCCAGCACAGAACAUGGUUACGGAGAGAAGAGUCCGGAAGUCAGUAAAAUAACCAAUAAAGGGCCCGUCAAUCUAAUCGCAACCUCGUUUUAUACUAUGACCGUUAACAUACCAAAACAACAGGAAUACAUAAAAGAAGUUAUGGUCAUCGUGAAAAGUUCUGCGAAUGAUCAAGUUUCAAGCGAAGGCAUCAAAACAAGUGAUCUCAAAAAUUUCCAGUCAAACACACGGGAUCCAUACAUCACUGCUUAUUUGAAAGCUGAUGUUUUACCCUUGACGUUCGUAAUAGGAGAUGGCAAGAGUUACAGUUCUGAAGACAAAAAUUACCACAACCAACCUUUAACGGCAAAUUCAAAUUAUGUUGUGUUCUUAAGGUUUUUUGAAAGUCAAGAUUCAUACUACUCGACAGAGUGGAGUGAUAGUAUUUACACAAUGGCAAAACAUUCAGAAUUAGGAAAUGCGGAUAACUGUAUACGUUUCCUCAUACCGAUGAUUAUUCUGGCACUGUGCUUUUUGCUCUUACUUGGUGUAAUCAUAUACCAGCGUCGCCUAAAUAGAAAAAACGAGUUUGAUGGCAAUAAAGAACCUAAGAUUGGCAACAAAUAUGUGAAUGAAGGGAACUCGGUAUACGAGACUCCAGAUGAUGUUAUUGAAGAAAUUGAGCGAAAUGAGGGUGUACGUGGAACAGACAAAGGACAGGAAUCAUCGGAUUACAUGUCGUUAAAAGACAAAAGAGAACCAACAAACGUUUAUCAGGCAUUGCAACCCGACAGCACGAAUGAUGGUCAAAGUCAUUCUAAAAUGGGUGGUCAAAAUCCUGUGGAAUACCAAAAUCCUGUCUUUAGUGCAGAUCCUAAUGCUGCAUGAUUAAUGUUUGAAGUAUAUAUAUAUAAUGUAUACCUAUUCUGCUAGAUGUAAAAUUUUUGGUAAUUAUAUAAUUUAAUGGAUGCCGGGUUAAUUAUAUGAAGGGGUUAUUAACGGCUAUGUGCCUAAUAAUAAUUCGUAUCGAUUGUGUAACGAACAAUAUAUAUCGUAUAUCGAUAUUUUUAUUGGACUAAAGGAGUCUCUGUAAAUAUUAUAUGUUUCCUUAUAUUAAAA
Dendronephthya gigantea is the source of this 4904-nucleotide messenger RNA. RefSeq names its product receptor-type tyrosine-protein phosphatase F-like. Gene Ontology annotation, cellular component: membrane. Lineage: Eukaryota; Metazoa; Cnidaria; Anthozoa; Malacalcyonacea; Nephtheidae. The record is from RefSeq and is a predicted model, not a curated record. The transcript is spliced from 23 exons. Gene Ontology annotation, molecular function: protein binding. The coding region runs from base 447 to 4673 and encodes 1408 amino acids.